Messenger RNA from Phyllostomus hastatus (greater spear-nosed bat), 1102 nucleotides. RefSeq names its product chromosome unknown C19orf84 homolog (gene CUNH19orf84). The record is from RefSeq and is a predicted model, not a curated record. The coding region runs from base 1 to 552 and encodes 183 amino acids. The transcript has 2 exons. NCBI's taxonomy places the organism in Eukaryota, Metazoa, Chordata, Mammalia, Chiroptera, Phyllostomidae.
AUGGAGCAACAGAAGGAAGAAGGGACAGGGCCGGAAGGGAACAACCUGUCCCUGCCGUCACCUGGGACUGAGCCUUUCCCAACCCCGCCAUCUUCUCUCCUGGGCACCCCAGAUCCAGCCCACCUGGGGCUCCCCGAGAACCUGGCCUCUGUCACCGUCCCCAUUCGCCUGGAUGCCCUCUCUUACCUCCUGCAUAGCGCCCUCCUGGGGGCCUAUACCCUGCAGCAGUCUCUGCCCUCCUGCCCCUGCCACGCGCAGGCUUGCCGUGCCCAGCCAGGUGCUGCCAGGAGGCCAUUCAGGGGACGUGGGGGCUGGGACACCCCUGAAAGACCAGGUUGGGGCUGGGGUCAGCAGCGUCGGGGACCUGGGAGGUCUGGGCAGCCAAAGAGGGUCUGGGCAGGGGAUGCUGAGGCUGGCCCCAGGACCCCACCCAGGAUGCCCUCGUCACCACCACCACCACCACCUACCCAGGAUCAGAAGAAGGAAGCCCAAGGUCCGGAGACACCGCUGGCCAUGCCACCUGCCACUGAGGACUGGGACACUGAAUACUAGGGCCCCAAGGGCCCAGUACCAUGGAGUCUGAGAGUGCCACUCACAGUCAUCCAGAGGCUUUUCCUGGAGCCUAGGGUGACCUCAGCCUUGUCAGAGCUACCCCAUUCCUCUCCUUCCCCCAAACGAUGGCCUCAGCAGUGGGGCCUGGGAGUACCCCGGUGAAACCUAGACCUGGCUUAGGAUCCCAAGUGGGAAAAAUCCUUGAACCUCACACCCAGUGCCUCUCCGCAGCCCCAACUAUAGUGGCAGCUCUCGGCUCACUCUCAACCCGAGGGCUCCUCCAGCCCCAUCCGGACCCCAUUCUCGAUCCCAAGCCAUUCACCUGCCCUUCAACCCCUUUGCAUCCCCACCCUCAGUACCCUAUUCCCAAUCCCUCAUCCUCAGCCUCCUCAUCCUCAUCCCCCACCUACUUCAGGUCAGCCCAACCCUCAUCCUAACUUCACCCUAAACUCAGCCCCAAACCCAACCCAUCUUCCUUCCUCUCCUGGCCCCAACUGUGACAUGGCCUGUGACCCCACCCACGAAGAAUCCCCUGGGCCCAGUAUACCCA